UUCACCUUUUUGCUGUAGCAAAAUUAAACUUUUAUCAUAUUCUGUCAACACAUUUGCUGAAGUUAAAACCAAGUGAGCAGUUGUAAUACAGUGGGUAGAUAUUAGGGAAUAGAUGGGUAAUGUUAAUGUGUGACCACAGCCGGGUUGACGUUGAAAGCUAACUUGACAUUGUGUGCAAGUUCCUUUUUAAUAAUUGUCGUUGACAGGACGGCUCAGCCGGGUCGUCCUUAAAUGUGUAGUUAUUUGCACAGUGUCUGGUUUUAGUUAUACUCGGUGCGUUAGCUUUCGGUUAGCAUAGUUAAGCUGUGUCACCCUGGUUCAACCGGGCCAGUUUAGCUAAGUGUGCCAGUCGAAGGCGAGCCGAACUAAACCACGGUGGACGCGUGAAAUACAUAAGCGGUUAGAAAUCCUGGUCCCAUCUAAAAAAUAUAAAAAAAGCGCUUUGCUUCGUGUUUCUUUCGUCUCGCCCCGCGGAGCUAGCGAGGAGUCGGGGAGGGGAAGCUACGUUUGAGCCGGAGGGACCAGGAAGCUGUGCGCGCACCAAAAGCACGUGUCUUGUUUUGGGUCACUUUGGACCACGUCUGACCUGGCGUGCAGACGUUGCUGCUGCGAUACAUGGCGAACUUUCGUCCUUCUGCCGUUAUCGUUGACGUGGAGUUGAUUUGGAUUUGAUGUCAACAUUACCGAGUCGCUGUUACGCUUUUAGUGGUUGUUUUUUUACUUUUCCUCCGCGUGCGACGCAUGAGGAUUUACGCGGAGAAGAUGGAUCCUGGACAGGAUUUACUUCUCGCUGCCCUGAGUGAGAGUGGUAUUUGUCCAAAUGAUUUUGGCAUAUUUGAUGAUUCUCAGGAUGCUGCACAGCCCUCUACGGUCCAGCAGUCUAUCUCCAUCAGUGCCCUCGAUGUUGGCGAGUCAGUGGAAUAUGCUCGAACCGAGCCUCCAGCUCCAGUCCCGAUGAUUACCAUCAGGCACAAACCUCAGCAAUCAACCACCACGUUUGUCUUAAAUCAGCUGAAUCAGUUGCCGUCACUCGGAGCUAAUGUGACCAAACAAUCGGUGAUGAACCCUAUAAAACAUACGAUAACUGUCACCAAAGUGGUCCAUGUUGCCAAUUCAGCCCUGCGAGGUUGUUCGAGCCCGUCCACCACGACUUUUCCUCACUCCGCAUCCACAGUAGUGCCUUCUAACAGAGAUCAGCAGAUUCAGUUGAAAGACCUCCUUCGGUCUGGCAAUGUGAAGGGCACCGGUCUUAAGGGCAACAGCCUGAUGGAGCUCAUGAGGCUGAAGCCUCCACCUAACAUUGCUCCACCAGUAGCAACGGCAACAGCCACAGGUGAAAUGAACAAUGGGAUCAAGAAGGAAGUGUUCGGUAAAGAUGCUGCCAGGAUCUGGAUCAAUGACGACAUCAAAAUGCAAACCUUCCCGCAUUCUUUGAAAAUCCCAGGGAUGAAAGAGGAAGAUGAGCCGGAGGAGGACGAGGAAGAAGAAUUGGGCCAUGCAGAGACUUAUGCAGAGUACAUGCCAAUGAAAUUGAAGAUCGGCCAGCGGCAUCCCGAUCCGGUGGUGGAGACCAGUUCCCUGUCCAGUGUCAGCCCUCCAGAAGUCUGGUACAGACUGUCCAUAUCGGAGGAGGUCAUUGAUCGUGGCUGCCUGUCGGCUCUGCAGCUGGAGGCCAUCACAUAUGCGGCUCAGCAACACGAGACAUUCCUCCCCAGUGGUGAUCGAGCAGCGUAUUUAAUCGGAGAUGGAGCCGGUGUGGGGAAAGGCCGGACCAUUGCAGGGAUCAUCUACGAGAAUUACCUUUUAGGCAGGAAGAGAUCUCUUUGGUUUAGUGUCUCCAACGACUUGAAGUAUGACUCUGAAAGGGAUUUAAGGGACAUAGGAGCCAAACACAUCCAGGUUCACUCGCUGAACAAGUUCAAAUAUGGGAAAAUCUCCUCUAAACACAAUGGGAGUGUGAAGAAAGGUGUGAUAUUCGCCACCUACUCUUCGUUGAUCGGAGAGAGCCAAUCGGGAGGGAAGUACAAGACCAGAUUCCAGCAACUUCUCCACUGGUGUGGGGAGGACUUUGAUGGAGUCAUUGUGUAUGACGAGUGUCACAAAGCCAAAAACGUGUGUCCAAUCGGAUCGUCCAAACCUACAAAAACUGGGCUUGCCGUGUUGGAGCUGCAAAACAAACUCCCCAAGGCUCGGGUUGUGUAUGCUAGCGCUACAGGUGCCUCUGAACCGCGAAAUAUGGCCUACAUGAAUCGCCUGGGCAUCUGGGGGCUUAAAACACCCUUCAGGGAAUUUGGCAACUUUAUCCAGGCUGUUGAGCGCAGAGGUGUUGGGGCCAUGGAGAUAGUCGCCAUGGACAUGAAACUGAGGGGGAUGUACAUAGCCAGGCAAUUGAGUUUUACAGGUGUGACUUUUAAGAUUGAGGAAGUUCCCCUGACUCAGCAAUACAUCAACAUGUACAACAAGUCUGUGAGGCUGUGGGUGUGUGCACGUGACAAGUUCCAGCAGGCGGCGAACCUGAUGGACGCAGAGCAGCGCAUGAAGAAGUCCAUGUGGGGCCAGUUCUGGUCCGCUCACCAGAGGUUCUUCAAAUACCUCUGCAUCGCUUCCAAAGUCCGUCGAGUGGUGCAGCUGGCCAGAGAGGAGGUCACCAAUGGAAAGUGUGUGGUCAUCGGUCUCCAGUCCACCGGAGAAGCAAGAACACUGGAGGCUUUGGAGGAAGGAGGAGGAGAGCUCAACGACUUUGUUUCAACAGCAAAAGGUGUGCUGCAGUCCCUGAUUGAGAAGCACUUUCCAGCUCCUGACAGACGGAAGCUUUACAGCCUGCUCGGCAUCGACCUCUUGGCUAAGAAGACCCCCCCGCCCACUGAAACGGCAGCACAGUUGGAACAGAAGGGCAAGAAAAGGAAAGGUUCAGAGGUAAAAAAGCAGCAGCAGAAGAAGAAGCCUCGCAAGCACGGCGGCCUGUCGGGUACCAGCUCGGAGGAGAGCCAGUCGGAGUCGGAUGACGAGUCCAGUAAAGACAGCGAAGACAGCUUCAAGUCCGUCAGCUCAGGCGACGAAGACGACGACUUCAACCCGUUCAGAGACGAGUCUGAUGACGACGGGGAAGACGAUCCAUGGCUCAUCCGAAAGGAACCAAAGAAAGGGAAAGAGAAGAGGAAGAAGAAAAAGAAGAGGAGUAUUGAUCCAGACUCCAUUCAAAGUGCCUUGUUGGCCUCUGGGUUGGGCUCCACCAGGCCGGCUUUCACUACCGCUGUCAUCCCCCCCAGCGCCCCCGCCAUAGUCAAGGCAGAGACUCAGGAUAGCUGCCUAACGAGUCACGACGCAGUGGAACAUGCUCAGAAAAUGAAGAAAGAGCUGCUGGACAAACUUGCCGAUCUGGCUGACGAUCUACCUCCCAACACUCUGGACGAGCUGAUAGAUGAGCUGGGAGGACCCGAGAACGUAGCCGAGAUGACCGGUCGCAAAGGUCGCGUGGUCAGCAACGACGAUGGCAGCAUCACGUACGAGUCUCGCUCUGAACUCGACGUCCCCGUGGAGAUCCUCAAUCUCACAGAAAAGCAGAGGUUCAUGGAUGGAGAGAAGAACAUUGCCAUCAUCUCGGAAGCUGCCAGCUCUGGUAUUUCCCUGCAGGCCGACCGUCGGGUGAAGAACCAGCGCCGGAGAGUCCACAUGACGCUGGAGCUGCCGUGGAGUGCCGACAGAGCGAUACAGCAGUUCGGGAGAACUCACAGGUCCAACCAGGUCACAGCUCCAGAAUAUGUUUUCCUCAUAUCGGAGCUCGCAGGAGAGCAGCGGUUUGCAUCCAUUGUUGCCAAAAGACUAGAAAGCCUGGGAGCGCUCACGCACGGAGACAGACGAGCAACAGAAACUCGAGAUCUCAGCAGGUUUAAUUUUGACAACAAAUACGGUAGAAGUGCUCUGGAAAUCAUCAUGAAGUCAAUCGUGAAGCUCGAUUCUCCGCUCGUGUCUCCGCCCGUUUACUUUAAUGGAGAUUUCUUCAAAGAAAUUCAAACGGGAUUAAUAGGUGUGGGCCUCGUAACCAUCGAGGAGAGAUCUGGCACAAUGUCACUGGACAAAGACUACAACAACAUGGGGAAGUUCCUGAACCGUAUUUUGGGGAUGGAGGUCCAGCAGCAAAACGCCGUGUUCCAGUACUUCUCUGACACAUUGGCAGCCGUUAUUCAAGAAGCCAAGAAGAGUGGCAGAUAUGACAUGGGCAUUCUGGAUCUGGGCUCCGGUGAUGAGAAAGUGAAGAAGGUAGACUGCAGGAAAUUUCUGACGCCGGGCUACACUACUGCUGGACAUGUGGAACUAUACACCAUGAGUGUGGAGAGGGGGAUGUCGUGGGAGGAAGCCACGCAUGCUUGGGCAGAUCAGAACGGAGCAGAUGAUGGUUUUUAUGUUCAGAUGAGGAACAACAAGAAAACCGCCAUCCUGGUUAAAGAGGUGAACACGAAGAAGAGGCUCUUCCUGAUUUACAGGCCAAACACUGGCAAACAAGUCAAGCUGGAGAUGUACACGGACAUCAAGAAGAAGUUCAAGAAGGUUUUGUCCGACGACGCCAAGCAGCACUGGAUUGAUCAGUACAAGUCAUCAGCAAAUAUCUGCUCUCAUGCUUAUUGGAGAGGAAACUGCAAGAAGGCGUCGGUGGGCCUCCAGUGUGAAGUCGGUCUCCGGUGUCGGACGUACUACGUUCUGUGCGGCUCGGUGCUGAGCGUGUGGAACGAGCUGGAGGAAGUUCUCACUCCGGUCAGCGGAAACAACGUGAAGGUGCAGAUAGUCCGACUCAGAACAGAAGAUGGACAGAGGAUAGUUGGACUGAUCAUUCCAGCCAACUGCGUGGCUCCAUUAAGUAACAAGCUGUCGACGUCGGACCAGAGCCAGCAGCUCGCCGUGCAGGAGCUCCAGAAGCAGCAGCAGCUCCACCCCCAAAGCCUCUGUCACGCCCCCAACACAUAGCCUGUGGCGGAACGCGUUAAAGCCCCUCUCAAGUUCACGUCUUGAUGUAAAGGGAUCUGGACUCGUGUGUCUCCUUUGCCAGGAUCCUUCCCCCCCUCCUCUUCCUCCCCUCAGACGUGAAGCAGCGGUUGUACAGAGAGAAAAGAUUUCAGGGUUUUUGUUUCUUUUUUUCUCUUUUUUUAACUCUCCCGAGACUCAUGUUUUCACCUAGACAGAUUUUAAUGGGUGAUGUUUUGUCCUCUGACAUUCAGAGUGAAAAAGAUUUGUGUGCGUAUUGAUGGAGACACAGUUGAGAGCCCGAGGGCGCGUUGAGGGCCUCGCUGUGAGCGGCCUGGUAAGAAGCAAAGACCGUUUCCUGGUUCAGACCAAAGGAAUGAGACAAAGACCGUGAGUCUUUUAAAGUCUGAGUUAUUUAAAAAAAGAAAAGAAUGGGCAUUUGAUGCUAAACUACAAUCCCAUUAUUAUAUAUCCGUUCAUAGCUGCUCAGACUUGAUUCCGCACUGAUGCAGAAAGAGAGAGAGCUUAGUUUGAAGUUGAACUUGACGCAGAACAUUCGCACAGCUCGCUAGUUCCAGUUGACGCGCGUCGAGAGCUUUUUGGUUAUCGAAAGUCAAAACGUCGUCGUCGUCAGGACCCUCUUGCUUCGUAACCGCAGACGCCAAAUGAAUCUCCCAUCGAUACGUUUCAUCAUUUCCUUUCGUCAACGUUGUAACAUUUUAACAAUCGCACUCGCAAUCAUUUAAAGUCUGUCUCGAGCAGCGGUCGGGUUCCCGAAACCACGUUUGAAACCCACCUUUCUUGCUGCGGUCAUUCCUCUGGUUUACUCUGGUUAUUAAAGGGACAGUUCACGCGCUCUCGUAGUUUUUAUUUAUCAAUCUAGAUGGUUUGAGUUGCCGAGUGUUGGAUGUGUCGGCCGUCGAGAUGUCUGUUAUCUCUGAUGUGGGAAUAUAUGUAAAAAGUCGAUUGCUGCUCCCCUUUCUCCAGUCAACACUUGUGUGUGUCAAGUGGAAACCACCUCUGGUCUGGUUGUAAAAGUAGAUCUUAGGUGUGGUGUCUGUUCACCUGGCUUGACGGGAAACAUGCAAUCUACAGUUCAUCAGCCAAGGAGUUCUUUUCUUUUCAAACCGCUUUCGGCGCUGCACCGUGCUCCGCUCGGACAUUUCUUUACUUUGAUUAAAUAGAUGGACGUCGGCCGAGGAGUUUAAACUCGUACAAAGACCCCCCCC
Molecule: messenger RNA, 6188 nt
Organism: Pseudoliparis swirei
Lineage: Eukaryota; Metazoa; Chordata; Actinopteri; Perciformes; Liparidae
Gene: sbno1
Product: strawberry notch homolog 1 (Drosophila)
Exons: 33
Coding region: 742-4962 (1406 amino acids)
Biological process (GO): regulation of DNA-templated transcription
Cellular component (GO): nucleus
Molecular function (GO): histone binding; chromatin DNA binding
Source: RefSeq, a predicted model, not a curated record